Molecule: messenger RNA, 1043 nt
Organism: Teleopsis dalmanni
Lineage: Eukaryota; Metazoa; Arthropoda; Insecta; Diptera; Diopsidae
Gene: how
Product: protein held out wings
Exons: 7
Coding region: 1-978 (325 amino acids)
Biological process (GO): regulation of mRNA splicing, via spliceosome
Cellular component (GO): nucleus
Molecular function (GO): mRNA binding
Source: RefSeq, a predicted model, not a curated record
AUGAAAUUGGUAAGCUUCGGUAGCGAUUACAAUGGUGCUGACUUGACUGUCCAAGUUAGUACAGAGUCAGUCCAUGAAAUUGCGCGUGUUCGUGCUUCACUAUUUCAAAUAAAUGGCGUCAAAAAGGAACCACUUAUGUUACCAGAACCAGAAGGCGCCCCCAUCACAUUAAAUGAAAAAGUAUAUGUGCCUGUCAGAGAGCAUCCAGAUUUCAACUUUGUGGGCAGAAUAUUGGGACCACGCGGAAUGACAGCUAAGCAAUUGGAACAAGAGACUGGUUGUAAAAUUAUGGUUCGAGGAAAGGGAUCUAUGAGAGACAAAAAGAAGGAAGAUGCAAAUCGAGGUAAGCCCAAUUGGGAACAUUUAUCAGAUGAGCUGCAUGUUUUGAUAACCGUUGAAGAUACAGAAAAUCGUGCCAAAGUUAAGUUGGCUCAGGCAGUUGCCGAAGUACAGAAGCUACUCGUACCGCAAGCUGAAGGCGAAGAUGAACUUAAAAAACGUCAACUUAUGGAAUUAGCUAUAAUUAACGGAACCUAUAGGGACACAACAGCGAAAUCGGUCGCUGCAGCCUGCGAAGAGGAAUGGCGUCGUGUUAUUGCUGCUUCUGGCGCUGAAACUCGUUUGCUGACACCAGCAUUGCCUGGACUUGCACAACCGAUUCGUGCACCAACAGCCGCUCCAUUGGGAGCGCCAUUGAUUCUAUCGCAACGUAUGACAGUGCCAACAACUGCGCCCAGUAUAUUAUCAGCUGGUCAAGGUGCUCCUGCUGCUGCUUUUGAAAAUACCGGCAUGAUUUUUGCUCCUUACGGAGAUUAUACAAAUUACGCAGCACUCACUGGAAAUCCUUUGUUGACGGAAUAUGCAGAUCAUAGCGUAGGGGCUAUAAAACAACAAAGACGUUUGGCUAAUCGAGAACAUCCAUAUCAGAGAGCUGCGGUUGGGGUGCCAACUAAGCCAGGUUUUAUUGAAAUUCAAUAAAAUUAAAAAUUUUUUAUAUAUACCAUAUAUAUAUCAAUUCAUAAUUGAAGCAUUAUAAUAUUAAG